This is a messenger RNA of Syngnathus typhle (broad-nosed pipefish), 11144 nucleotides long. RefSeq names its product plexin A2 (gene plxna2). The coding region runs from base 582 to 6278 and encodes 1898 amino acids. Lineage: Eukaryota; Metazoa; Chordata; Actinopteri; Syngnathiformes; Syngnathidae. The transcript has 32 exons. Gene Ontology annotation, biological process: regulation of cell migration; positive regulation of axonogenesis; semaphorin-plexin signaling pathway involved in axon guidance. Gene Ontology annotation, molecular function: semaphorin receptor activity; protein binding. The record is from RefSeq and is a predicted model, not a curated record. Gene Ontology annotation, cellular component: semaphorin receptor complex.
GGAGACGCGCGUCCGAGUCAGUCCGACUCAGUGUGGCGCGCCGCUGCUCCGACGAUGCCCGCACACCACCCCCGUCUCACAGCCUCACGUCACGUCACGCUACUUUGAAGGACUUUUCCCAUCGCGCACUACUGAAGGAAUGCGCUCAUUUCUGCCUGCGCGACCUUGUGAAUGAUUUUUUUAUUUUUAACUUUGCGCGUUUUUUUUCCCCACGUGUGUGUGGUUGCCACCGUGUAUUGUGCUAGGUAUUGAAUGACGGUUAAAACAGGUGGGCGUCAAGCAGCGCACAGGAAGAAGAGGAGGCGAGCAUCGGACAAGGCGACACUUUGCUCGCGGUUGGGGGACGUUUUGGUUGGUGGAUGCGACGUCCUUGCGCCCGGCAUCAGCUCCCACAUUCUGGGCUGAAGGGACAGGAGGAGGCGGCACGGAGAGGGAAUAUUAGAUCACUCGGGAAGGGGAGAAAAAUGUGGAGAGGCUUGUGACUCUUGGACGGACAAGUUAGCCUUCAAACCACCAAAACAAGAAGGUCUUCCUUCCUUCAUCCAUUCACUCUUCAUCCUGUCCUAAAAGGCCCUGUAAACAUGAAGGUUUUGCACAGGACUUCAUUGCCUGAGACUACAAUGACAUUAUCAGCUCCUUUGCUAGCCUUCUGGCUCUUAGCGCUCCUUACUCAGUGCAGCGGGCAGACAUUCACUAGCUUCCACCCGGAGCGGCGGGACUGGUUCUUCAACCACUUGACCGUUCACCGAACCACGGGAUCCGUAUACAUCGGCGCCGUGAACCGUGUGUACAAGCUUUCGAGCAAUCUGACGCUGCUGGUGUCCCAUGACACGGGCCCAGAGGACGACAACAAGGCCUGUUACCCGCCCCUGAUCGUGCAGCCUUGCUCAGAACCUUUGGUCUCAACCAACAAUGUCAACAAGCUUCUCCUUAUUGACUACUCGCAGAAUCGGCUGCUAGCGUGCGGCAGCCUCUACCAAGGCGUCUGCAAACUCCUCCGACUGGAUGACCUUUUUAUCUUAGUGGAGCCCUCUCAUAAGAAAGAGCACUACCUCUCCAGUGUCAAUCAGACUGGGACCAUGUAUGGAGUCAUCGUGCCCUCACAAGGUCAGGACGGCACCCUAUUUAUCGGCACCGCAGUUGAUGGAAAACAGGACUACUUCCCUACCAUAUCCAGCCGAAAACUUCCCCGCGACCCGGAAUCCUCUGCGAUGCUUGACUAUGAACUGCACACUGACUUUGUGUCCUCGUUGAUCAAGAUACCAUCAGACACGCUCGCACUGGUGUCCCAUUUUGACAUCCACUAUGUUUAUGGUUUCGCUAGCGGCAGCUUUGUGUACUUUAUGACCGUUCAGCCUGAGACACCGGAAAACGGCAUGUCGUCAAGCGGCUCCGCCAGCGACCUGUUUUAUACAUCCCGUAUUGUUCGCCUCUGCAAGGACGACCGCAAGUUUCACUCAUAUGUUUCCCUCCCCAUCGGCUGCGUGAAGAACGGCGUCGAGUACCGGCUCCUGCAGGCGGCCUACCUCGGCAAGCCGGGCGGCGUCCUCGCCGCGUCGCUUCACAUCGGCGCUCAAGACGACGUGCUCUUCGCCGUCUUCUCCAAAGGCCAGAAGCAAUUUCACCGUCCGCCCGAUGACUCUGCGCUCUGCGCCUUCACUAUCCGUGACAUCAAUACGCGCAUCAAGGAACGCCUGCAGUCCUGCUACCAAGGCGAGGGCCACCUGGAGCUCAACUGGCUACUUGGGAAGGAUGUGCAGUGCACCAAAGCGCCGGUGCCCAUCGACGACUCUUUCUGCGGUCUUGACAUAAACCAGCCUCUCGGUGGCUCUCAGCUGGUAUCCGGACACACCCUCUACACUGAGACCCGAGACCGCAUGACCUCAGUCAUCUCCUACGUCUACAACGGCUACUGUGUGGCCUUUGUGGGGACAAAGAGCGGCCGCCUGAAGAAGAUUCGCAUUGACGGCCCUCCUCAUGGAGGUGUCCAGUACGAGACGGUGUCCAUCAUGAAAGACGGCAGCACCAUUCUCCGAGACAUGGCGUUCUCCCUUGACCGCGCUUACCUUUUCGUCAUGUCUGAGAGACAAGUGACCCAAGUUCCCAUCGAGUCCUGUGAGCAGUACGGGACAUGUGGCGAGUGCCUCAGCUCCGGGGACCCGCAUUGCGGCUGGUGUGUGCUGCACAACAUAUGCUCCCAGAGGAACCGUUGCAAUCGUGCACAUGAGCCGUACCGUUUUGCCGCCUCUCUGGACCAGUGCGUGAAGAUCACCGUGUACCCCGACAGCAUCGCGGUGUCUGAGCCUAGUGUACCAUUACUGGUGAAGGUCAGCGAUGUUCCAGACCUUUCGGCAGGAAUAACUUGUUCCUUCGGCAAUCUGACGGAGGUGGAUGGGCAAGUGAGUGGCAACCAGAUACUGUGCGUGUCUCCUGCUGCCAAGGACGUCCCUCUCAUCCCGUCCGACCAAGAUUGGUCGGGUGUUGAGCUAAGACUCAAUUCAAAAGAGACGGGUCAGAUGCUCAUUAGCACGGAGGUCAAGUUUUAUAACUGCAGUGUCCAUCAACUGUGUCUGUCAUGUGUGAACAGCGCCUUCCGCUGCCAUUGGUGCAAGUACCGCAACUUGUGCACCCACGACCCGUCCAGCUGUUCCUUCCAGGAGGGAAGGGUCAACGCCUCUGAGGACUGUCCACAGCUGGUGCGCUCCGAGGAGAUUCUGAUCCCGGCGGGGGAGGUGAAGCCCAUCACCCUCAAAGCCAAGAACCUGCCACAGCCGCAGUCUGGCCAGCGGGGCUACGAGUGCGUCCUUCACAUCCAGGGGGUCAGCCACCGCGUCACCGCCCUCCGAUUCAACAGCUCCAGCGUGCAGUGCCAGAACAGCUCGUACUUAUACGAAGGGAUGAAAAUCAGUGAGCUGCCCGUGGAUUUCUCUGUGGUGUGGAACGGCAACUUCAUAAUUGACAACCCAGAGAACAUUCAGGUUCACUUAUACAAGUGCGGCGCCCAGAGGGACAGCUGCGGUGUGUGUCUGAAGGCCAACAGGAAGUUCCAGUGCGGCUGGUGCAGCAGCGAGGGGAAGUGCACCCUGCGUCGACACUGCCCUCCCAUCAACCCCUACACCACACGCUGGCUCAACCUGUCCAGCAAAAACGUCAAGUGCACUAACCCACGCAUCACUGAGGUGACCCCAGUAGCCGGUCCCCCCGAAGGAGGCACGCGGGUGACCAUCCAUGGCACCAACCUGGGUCUGGCCUUCUCAGACGUGGUGGACAACGUGGAGGUGGCGGGAGUAAGGUGUGCUCCUGUGCAGGAUGGCUACAUUAUCGCUGAACAAAUUGUGUGCGAAAUGGAUGCCGCCCCGCCAGACAGUCAACCCGGUCCAGUCCAGCUUUGUGUCGGCGAGUGCAGACCUGAACUCAGAGCUCGAUCUAAUCAAUUCUACUCCUUUGUGACGCCCACAAUCACCGGUUUGUCACCCAGCAGAGGUCCAGAAUCUGGGGGUACCAAAGUCACAAUCAUCGGAGAAAACCUCGGUGCUGGCAGCAAUGUCAGCGUUCAGUUUGGAAAUCAAACGUGCGAGUUCUUCAGUCGAACUAUGACGGCUAUUGUUUGCUGCUCCGCACCGUCUUUGUCUGGGAUCAGCCUGGUCCGGAUCAGCGUGAGCGUGGACCGCUCCCAAAUGAGGGAGCGUCUCACCUUCGAGUAUAUCGAGGAUCCUACUGUGGUGCGCAUUGAACCUGACUGGAGCAUUGCCAGUGGCCACACCCCCUUGAUGGUGACCGGCACCAACCUGGAUGUGGUCCAAGAGCCCAGGAUUCGGAUCAAGUAUGCAGGCAAAGAGUCAGUCAAUGUGUGUAAAGGGUUGAACGCGACCAGCAUGAGCUGCUCAGCUCCUUCCCUGAUGGAAGAUUACCAUCCAGGCUUGGAUACUGUGAAACACGCUGACGAAUUUGGCUUCAUCUUCAACAACGUGCAGGCGCUGCUGGUUUACAACAACACCAACCUCCUCUAUUACCCGAAUCCUUAUUUUGAACCUCUCAGCACCAACGGGGUCCUAGAACAAAAGCCGGGAUCUCCCAUCAUUCUCAAGGGCAGAAACCUGCUUCCUCCAGCCUCUGGAGGAGUGAAGCUUAACUACACAGUGCUGAUUGGAGAGACCCCCUGCUCCGUGACCGUGUCCGAGAGCCAGCUGCUGUGUGAGCCGCCCAACUUCACUGGACAAUACAAAGUCAUGGUUCAAGUCGGCGGCCUCCACGUCUCACCUGGCGCCGUGCACAUCAUGUCCGACAGUCUGCUGACCCUUCCGGCCAUCGUCAGCAUCGCUGCCGGAGGGGGCCUCCUCCUCAUCAUUGUCAUCCUCGUCCUGAUUGCCUACAAGCGAAAGUCGCGUGAAAACGACCUCACGCUCAAACGCCUACAGAUGCAAAUGGACAACCUGGAGUCGCGGGUCGCCCUGGAGUGUAAAGAAGCAUUUGCCGAGCUGCAGACUGACAUCAAUGAGCUCACCAGUGAUCUGGACAGAGCUGGCAUUCCGCAUUUGGACUACAGGACCUACGCCAUGAGGGUGCUCUUUCCCGGUAUUGAGGAUCAUCCUGUCCUCAGAGAGCUGGAGGUGUCAGGAAAUGGCCAGCAGAAUGUGGAGAAGGCCCUGAAGCUCUUUGGUCAACUCAUCAACAACAAAGUCUUCCUUCUCACCUUCAUACGAACUCUGGAGAUGCAGCGCUCCUUCUCAAUGAGGGACCGCGGCAACGUGGCGUCACUCAUCAUGACGGCCUUACAGGGACGCUUGGAGUACGCUACGGAUGUCCUCAAGCACCUUCUUUCCGACCUCAUCGACCGCAACCUGGAGAGCAAGAACCACCCCAAGCUGCUGCUACGCAGAACGGAGUCGGUUGCAGAGAAGAUGCUCACUAACUGGUUCGCCUUCCUUCUGCACAGGUUCUUGAAGGAGUGCGCCGGCGAACCUCUCUUCAUGCUCUUCUGCGCCAUCAAGCAGCAGAUGGAGAAAGGACCCAUAGACGCCAUCACUGGCGAGGCGCGCUACUCUCUGAGUGAGGACAAGCUGAUCCGCCAGCAGAUAGAGUACAAAACACUGAUCCUCAACUGUGUGAACCCGGACAAUGAGAACAGUCCAGAGAUUCCGGUAAAAGUACUGAACUGUGAUACCAUCACCCAAGUAAAAGAGAAGAUCCUGGAUGCCGUCUACAAGAACAUGCCUUACUCUCAGCGGCCGCGAGCAGUCGACAUGGAUCUUGAGUGGCGCCAGGGACGGAUGGCUCGCGUGGUGCUGCAAGACGAAGAUAUCACCACCAAGAUAGAAAGUGACUGGAAGCGACUGAACACGCUCUUGCACUACCAGGUGUCGGACCGUUGUGUGGUGGCUUUGGUGCCGAAACAGACAUCGUCGUACAACAUCCCGCACUCAGCCAGCAUAUCGCGCUCGUCCAUCAGUAGAUACGAUUCUUCAUUCCGUUACACUGGCAGUCCAGACAGCCUCCGGUCUCGCGCUCCCAUGAUCACGCCGGAUCUAGAAAGCGGUGUCAAGGUGUGGCACUUGGUGAAGAACCAUGAGCAUGGAGACCAAAAGGAAGGAGACAGAGGGAGCAAGAUGGUUUCUGAAAUCUACUUGACCAGGCUACUCGCCACCAAAGGAACGCUACAAAAAUUUGUCGACGACCUGUUUGAGACAUUGUUCAGUACGGUUCACCGAGGUAGCACGUUGCCGCUGGCCAUCAAGUACAUGUUCGACUUCCUGGACGAGCAGGCUGACAAGCACGGCAUAUAUGACACGGAUGUACGCCACACGUGGAAGAGCAACUGCCUUCCGCUGCGUUUCUGGGUGAACGUGAUCAAGAACCCGCAGUUUGUGUUUGACAUCCAUAAGAGCAGCAUCACGGACGCCUGCCUGUCCGUGGUCGCUCAGACAUUUAUGGAUUCUUGCUCCACUUCUGAGCACCGCCUGGGCAAAGACUCCCCUUCCAAUAAGCUGCUCUACGCAAAAGAUAUCCCCAAUUACAAGUGCUGGGUAGAGAGGUACUACGCCGACAUCAACCGGCUGCCAGCCAUCAGCGACCAAGACAUGAACGCCUACUUGGCGGAACAGGCCAGGCUGCACUCCAGCGAGUUCAACAUGCUGAGCGCCUUGAAUGAGAUCUACUCUUAUAUCAGCAAGUACAGCGAGGAGAUCACGGCAGCAUUGGAACAGGACGACCACGCCAGGAAGCAGAGGUUGGCCUACAAGGUAGAGCAGCUCAUCGCCGCCAUGUCCCUCGAGAGCUGAGGGUAGACUGAGGACCGAUGUCGUCUCGACCACUCGUGCAAUACGGACGUACGCUUGCUUUAGUUUGUGUCCCGGACUCCGUCCUUCAUGGCACAUGGCCCUUGAACUCUGAGGAUCUAGCCUGGAAAGGGAUGUCAGCAAAGAAGGCCACAACAGGACUUAUUUAUUUAUUGGUGUCGUCUCCCGGGACAUUGUCCCAAUGGAACUUGUGUGCGUGUGUGUGUGUUUGUUUGUUUAAGUGUGCGGUUGAGUGUGCAGGAGAAAAGUGGUCGAGAGCUCAUGCUGAACUGCUGCAUUCAGAUUUUAUUUUUAUACUCGGACUUUUAAAUAUGAUCAGUUACCAUUCGAAUCACCACCGAGGCUCCCCUAAAUUUCGGAGUUGGUCUCACACUCUUCUCCGGAUGCAAGAGACGUGACUAAGAAGGUGUACAGGACCAAGAGCAAAGGGAGGAAGGGUACAGGCGGCAUCCAUCUGUAAAUGUAGCAGUGUGAUAGGGCCAAUGUGGAUGAAUGUAGAGAUUUUUUUUUUUCUGGAGGUUGAUGGAUGUUUUAUUUUCGGAGCUCUUAAUCUUUCCAGCCAACAGCUUCCCAAACCUUCAGUUGUUCCUUAAGCAUCACUGCUCAUACCGAGCCAAAAUCCUCCAUUUUGCAUCCUAUUUUCAUAUCGUGCUCUGUUUCCAUGCAGUCCCACAUCACAUAUGUCAGCUGCUCAAGCAAUCGAUCCAAGUGCCAACACAUUGAGCUGGCCGCCGCCAUCUUUGCACUGGCAGCAAGUAGCCAAGAUGUGUGGGUCUUAGUUGACCAAGUGCCAAAUGACUUGCUCAAAAAUCGGUUAAUGCUUUACAAGUGGAACUUCAAGCCCGAUGAGGUUUGAUAGAGGAGUAAUGUGGCAUGCUAAAGGUACGAAACAAGACAUCAAACAAAGUAGAUCAUCAUGAAAUCGGAGCAUCAGACUCAUUCUGUUGAAUUAUUCCGGAUAGUCACAUGACAACAGUGAGUUUCCAUUCUGCUAAAACGAUUCUGCCAUAUUUACACCAUAUGUUGUCCAAAAUUCCUUCCCAAGCCUCAUAUUAAUUAUGUUAAAACAUCUCUGAUGCGCUAAUGUUGCCACUUAAACGAAUAGAAAGGUUUAUAUUUUUGUUUAAAAUAACUUGCUGUGACCUCAAGAUCACUCGCCUUACACUGCAUGGCCAACAGCAGAAUCCCGGGUCUUCCUUUGGCCCAAUUCUGAAUCUGAAUAUCCACCAAUGUCGUACCAGCUGCUAGCUAGUGCUAAGAUAACCUAGGUAUUUUUUAAUUUCAUCUCCCCUGCAAGGUCAGCAGGAGAGGUCAACAGCGAGUAAACAGUGAUACACUGCCUAGCUGGGCUUUAUUGACUUACUUCUUAGCAGCUGGAUUUAGUGCUCAUUUGAACGCAGCAGGCUUUCACACACCAAGUGCACUGCCCACUGUUAGUAACCUCGUCACAAGUUCCGCCAUUUCCUAUGGUCUGGAGUGGGGGCAUGAAGGUAACGAGAGGGUUGGAAGGCGGAGAGCUAUUCUGGUUCAGUGUUAGUUUUAAAUGGAAAAUUGGCUUCUUUAUUCGAGUCACCACCGAUUUGUGCACAGACCUUUAUCCGAGUCACUUUGACAAAGAUGAGUCGUCUGUGCAACUGGUUACAUGAACAGCCCAUUAUCUUGGAGUGUCGGAAGAACAGAUCUUCAGUUGGAUCUUGACUGCAUUUGACUGGCAAUUCGUGCCUUGUACUGACAAUUUGAUCCAUGUUCUGGACCCCACUGAAUAGGAUUGGCUCAUGGCUUAACAGGCUUGGUACAUCUAAGUCAACUAAUGUCCAUUUCCUUGCCAUCAAGCCAUUCUAUAGGAACCGGACAUAGGCCAGAUAUUUAUGAAGCUGUCACAUGCACCACACAAACUGCUCUAUCUCAACUUAAUUGAGAGUUAAUUCAGUGGGAAUCCAUCCAAUCGUGGCCAAUAUUUAAAUAGGAAAAAGAACAUUGGAAAAAAAUCCCCUGGAAAAAGUUCAAUUCAUAAAGGUUUCACCUUGCAAAUUAAAUGGCUAAAUUAAUUUGCCAACCUUUAUUGAGCCAAGGCACAUAUUUUACAAAAGUAAAAUGAACAUUUAUGGCACACGUCCCACACGGAAAUAACGAUGAUCUUGUCUCAAUUUACUCACAGAUUUAGUUCCUUAGUGUGAAAUCUGGGCAUGUCUAGUUAAUCACAAAUCUAUUAUUCUAUUUUAUGAAUGGCUACUCCUGCUAUCUCAUGAAAGCGCACUUAAUUGUUCUGCUUGUCACUGUUCAUUGGUUGCAUAGAUAUAGAUGAACAUGGAUACAAUUAAUAGAAGUUCGCAUUAUUUAUAAUAAUAAAGAAUAAUUAUGUGACCAAUUAAUUAGAUAAUUUCCCAUGGCGCAUCGGAUCAUCUCUCACAGCAGCCUUAUGUUCCACAGUUGUUUGCAAUCACUGAUUUAAAGCAUUUAAUUUUAGAUUCAAGGAGAAAAAAAACAUUUAAAGCUUGACAACAGUAGUCUGGUGUUAUGGCGGCAUGCGUUUCCUCAUGACACGUCAUCACAUUGCGGGUGAAAGGUGGCCUUAGAUAUCCUCCCGCUCCAUUUUUUUUCCAUAUCAUAAAUCCUCUACAAAGCAAAGGUGAAGAAGAGUAUGGGCCAGCUCUGGCAGACGUUGCCCAGCUCGUUGUUUGAAGGGAGGCAUCAGGGAAUGAUGAUGGGGAAGGAGGGGAUGGAUGGGCAGGAGAAGAACCCCCCCACCCCCACCCUCUUCAAAUUCUCGCUCCUGCUUUGAAGCCGUUCUUUGAUCAGACUUGCUGGUGCUGUGCCGGAAAUGGAGAGCCAACAGGUGAAAGGAAUUUUGGGCGAGGUGAUGACUAUGGGGCUGUGGCCUUGUCCCGCCACUCGGGGCGCACAAGGGAACGUGGCAAGAUUGCUUCUCUGCUGCGUCAGUUCAAAUACUCCUUUCUUUACUUCCAUUGCAAAUAUAUUCAGCAAACUGAGGUUCACAAAAUAAUUACAAACGGUGACGUGAGAAUAAUGUUGCCGGCAUACUACCAGCUAUCCAUCAUAGCUGAUUAGGUUUCAUAUAUAUUUUUGUAUUUAUUUGGAUGUAUUUAUUUGUAAAAAUAAAAGGAACCUUGUACAUGAAUAAAUAGUCACCCUAAUGUAAAUACUCUAUCCUCUUGGCUUGACGGUAUUAAAUGUUCCCAAUUAUUAGAUGUCAAUUUCUGACUAAAUGUCAAAAACCUGCAUGCUAACAUUUUUGUUUUGUUUUUUCGUCACACUUUUUCUUGCAAGUCUUUUUAAUGUCUUUUCGCUACAUUCUCUGCUGUACUAUGAAGAAAAGCCUACGCUAACUCUUAUAUUGCAGUAAAACUGUAGCACUACCAUCACUAAUAUUGCAAAAAGUGUACCGGAUCAAAUGCGCUUAAUCUAUCAACAAUACUGCAUAUAUUUGCAUAAAUGAGUGUCUUAAAAGGGAAGCCAAGCCAAAAGGCAGUUUUAUUCCAUUUAAAUUAUCCAAAGGUUACCCAGCCUGCCAGUCGCCUACAAUGCUGAGUAGAACUUCUGUUACCAUGGCAACCAGCGGCUUUGCAACUAGCUUUGCACCUAGCUAAGUCAGGAGGCGCUUAUUAUGGAAAUAGACCAUUGUUGUAUAACAGCAGGGCAGAAAUGAAAAACAUUAGCUCAUUGAAACAGUUUCAUAAAUUGGAAAUUUACUCGGUUGGUUGAAUGGUGGGCAGGCCCUACACAGACCAAACUGUAUAUAGGAGCAGUAAAAAUAUCAUUUAUCCAUAAGAAAAACAGUAUCGCUCAGUAAAGUUAUCCAUUUCCAAAGAUUUUUCUAUUUUGUUUUUUAAAUGCACCACUUUCAUACUGCUAAUUGCAUGACCUUUGAAAUUGGCUUCUACAUGCAGAAAUGUGCCCAUUCAUAGCACGUACCCACAAUACUUUUGUUUGAUCAAAGUCUUCUCAAACUCAGCAUAGACGAUUCAUAUCCUCCUCAUACCUACUUGUACGGUGUAAUGCUUUUUAUCAUUUGAAACCUAAUUGCCUUCUCAUGUUCCAAGGGAUGAAAUGUUGGUCUGAAUGCGAGGCCUCAUCCUCCUGAGAUAGUUGGCUGCAAGUGUUUUAAUUAUACGUUUAGUUUGGAUCGCUGCCCCAUCUGCGCCUCCUGAAAACACACAAAAUAAAAAAAUAAAAAAUCCAGUUAAAUGCACUUCUUUGCUCAGAAUGAUAGCUUGUUUCCUCGUUCAAAUUCGAUCCACGCUACACUGAAAAGCUGAGAAAAGCUUGUUUGUUUUAUUCUUCCCUUUUGGGUGCUCACGUGAGAUCUGGAUUGUCGCUUCACAACUCCACCUGGAGCUGUUUGCUAACAGAAAAAUACAUGCUUUGCACUUUCUUUUGUUCUUUUCUGGAUUUGUAGAAGGGCUGAUGUUAUGCUUUUGGCUAGCUCCUGUCAUUCCGUCCACCUAAAAACACAUUUCCUCUGCAGUUUAUGGAGAGAGGGAUUAACGUAGUACUCCCAAGUAAAGAAGAAUUACCCUUUCAUUUGACACAUCUUGUACAGAAAAAAAACAUAUUUGUAGACACUGGAGUUCUGUACAAUACUAAUUACUGGCAAUGAUAAUAAUGGCUGUCGGUCCUUGUUAUUUUAUAAAGUUCUUGUGAAAAUUGUAAGAAAAUUAAGGUAUUUAAAAACAGUUGUUCUCUUGUUUUGUUUAACGUGCUUUGUUUGGUUUUAUUCUAAUAUAUUAUUGUGUACCUAUUGUAAAUAUGAAGCACACCUAUUUUGCAAGCCAAGGAUUCACUUUAUACCAUUGUUAUAUAUGAAUAAACUUUGCUGGUUAAAAAGUG